AUGGCUACUUUGCCUGGACUUAACGACUCGUUAGAGCCCCUAAAUAUAGGAGAAAGCUCAGACCAGCCGUUGCUUGUCUCUUUAACUGUAGGAACUGAAUGGAGAGUUCAAGUCCCACAGGACGCAAGACUUACUAUUAAAAUACUGUCGGGCAUUGCUGAGAUUUUUGGAACCGAGCUGGCAUUAGACGUUUCGUAUGUGUUUCAAGGAACUAAUCUUGCGAUAUAUGCUGUUGAAGAUGCUGAGAUUGAGUGGACUUCAUCCGAAUUGAUCACUCAAACGGUUUCUGGCGAUACAAACAUGCCAUUUGUUUACAAUGUGCACUUUGCACUGGAGAAAAUGAGAGUAUCGAGCUUUGAAGGGCCGCGUGUAUUAAUCGUGGGUGAUUCGUGUACUGGAAAAACCACGUUGGCCAAGACUCUUUGUGCAUAUGCUCUCAAGAUAAAAGCGUAUCAGCCGCUCAUGAUAAAUUUGAAUCCUCAGGAAUGUAUCUAUUCUCCUCCAGGCUGCUUAACUGCUACUCCUAUUUCGGAUCUGAUAGAUGUUACCUACAAUACUUGGGGUCAGAGUAUGACAAGCGGUGCCACCAGGCUACAUAACAAACAGCCGUUGGUCAAGAAUUUUGGACUGGAAAAUAUUCAUGAAAAUCGAGAGCUUUACAUGACAACAAUGAGAAGUUUAGCAGAUUCGGUACGCUUGAGACUAUCUAAUGACGCUGCAAUUCGCCGUUCUGGACUCAUUAUUGACACACCUGCCAUGGAACAACUGUCUGACGACUUUUCAGAGCUUAAGGAAAUAAUAUCUCUGUUUAAAGUUAACGCCAUUAUUGUAUGUGGUCAUGACGACUCACUGGCCAUGCGACUAAAUGGGGUUCUGCCAGUUGAAGCUCUGACCAUUGUUAGGGUACCUACUUCUAGCGGUGUUGUAAAAACUGACGACGUCUACAAACGGGCGUUGCAGCGCAAUGCCAUUAGAGAGUACUUUUAUGGAGAUUCUAGAACAGUUCUUAGCCCUUACACUAUUGGAGUCGAUUUCGAUAUGCUGCGCGUGUGGCAGCCCAAAAGUGCUCUCAACACAAAUGACUCUCCAGAAGCCUUAAUGCCCGUGGAAGUCAACGCCAGUAAUCUACAACACGCUGUCGUGGCUAUCACCUAUUCAUCCCGAAGAGCCUCUGCUGACGAGGUGUUGAAAAGCUCCAUUCUCGGGUACGCUUUGAUUAUGGAUGUCAACGACGCCAAGAAGAAGCUUAAGGUUUUACUUCCGGUGCCAGGUCGACUUCCCGACAUGGCCAUGAUUUUAACAGCAUUUAGAUACUUAGAGUAG
Molecule: messenger RNA, 1323 nt
Organism: Lachancea nothofagi CBS 11611
Lineage: Eukaryota; Fungi; Ascomycota; Saccharomycetes; Saccharomycetales; Saccharomycetaceae
Source: the annotation of a GenBank genome assembly